Molecule: messenger RNA, 2034 nt
Organism: Petromyzon marinus (sea lamprey)
Lineage: Eukaryota; Metazoa; Chordata; Hyperoartia; Petromyzontiformes; Petromyzontidae
Gene: RIOK3
Product: RIO kinase 3
Biological process (GO): protein phosphorylation
Molecular function (GO): protein serine/threonine kinase activity; ATP binding
Source: RefSeq, a predicted model, not a curated record
CGUCCCCCCUCGUCUCCCCCGUCUCCCUACGUCCCCCCUCGUCCCCCCUCGUCUCCCCCGUCUCCCCCGAGCCCCGCACUUUCCCCGGCUCCCCGGUCGCUCGCAUGAGCCAGGCCCAGGCUGCGCGUUCACAACAGCGGAGAUCUUGAGCCGAAGCCGGGAAGUUUCGCCCGCGUCGAGACUUUGGUCCGUUCAAGUUCACCAAGCGAGCCCCAUAACGAGGAGGAGGAGAGUUUAGACGCGCGGCCGUUCGCUCUGUGGAGAAGGCCGGCGGGUGAGAGUGGAAUGGAGGGCUCGGGGGGAGAGGCGCUGGUGGCUGCGGUGGCGUCGACUGCUGCGCCCAAGAGCCCUUGGGGCAAGGUGGGCGUGGGGGCGGCGGCGCCCUGCUCCCUGGCGGACGUGAUGAGCGAGGAGCUGGCGCAGGAGCUCAGCCGCGCCGACACGGGGACCCAGGAUGAAGCGCUCAGCCUGGAGUUUCUCGCAGUGGAGGGGGCGGUGCCGGGCCCCGUUGGCGACACUGAGAGUGACGUGCUGCUGGCGAAGCUGCUGCAGAUGGAGUUUGACCGUGAACACGACGCCCUGCUGCGCCGUGAGCAGGACAAGCUCAACCGCGAUAGCAAAGUGUCCAUUUCGUUUGAGAACUACCGCAUGAGCCACCCGUAUGAGGACAGCGACAGCUCAGAGGAGGAGGUGGACUGGCAGGACACGCAGCACGACCCCUACCGAGCAGCCAAGCCACAGCCGUUCCCACGAUGCGGGUUCACCGGCCGUGGAAAAUCGAUGACCACCAAGCACGACGAGGCACUGUGCGGACGCAAGAACACGGCUCGCAUGGAGCACUUUCCUCCAGAGUUCUGUUCGGGGGAUGGCAUCCAGAUGGACCUGAAGCUGUCAAACCAAGUGUUCAACGUGCUCAAGCAGCACUCACAGGCCGAGCAGCGGCGCAGCGCCCGCCUGCACGAGAAGAAGGAGCACUCCACCUCGGACCAAGCAAUGGACGCUCGCACACGGCUGCUGCUGUACAAGAUGGUGAACGCCGGCGUGCUGGAAAGCAUCAGCGGCUGCAUCAGCACCGGCAAGGAGUCGGUGGUGUUCCACGCUGCGGGCGGCCGGAUGGAGAACAAGGAGGUUCCGUCGGAGUGCGCCGUCAAGGUGUUCAAGACGACGCUGAACGAGUUCAAGAACCGCGACAAGUACAUAAAGGACGACUACCGCUUCAAGGACCGCUUCAGCAAGCUCAACCCCCGCAAGGUCAUCCGCAUGUGGGCCGAGAAGGAGAUGCACAAUCUGGCCAGGAUGAGGGCAGUGGGAAUCCGCUGCCCCGAGGUGGUGCUGCUGAAAAAGCACGUCCUAGUGAUGUCGUUCCUGGGCGAGGGUCAGGUGCCGGCCCCCAAGCUGAAGGAGGCGAGGCUGUCAUCAGCCCAGCUAUCCCUUGCCUACGAGCAGGUGGUGCAGAUGAUGCUGACCCUGUUCCACGGGUGUAACCUUGUGCACGCCGACCUGAGCGAGUACAACCUCCUGUGGCACCGCGGAGAGGUCUGGCUGAUUGAUGUGAGCCAGUCAGUGGAGCCCACGCACCCGCAUGGCCUCGAGUUCCUCUAUAGAGACUGCCGCAACGUGUCCCAGUUUUUCCGCAAGGCAGGCGUCCCGGAGGCUCUUGACGAGCAAGACCUCUUCAACCUCGUGUCGGGUUUGUCGAUCGCCGCCAAGGGUGAGGCAGAGUUCCUGGCCGAGGUGGAGCAGCAGGAGAAGAUGCACGAAGGCCAUGCGCAUGGCUUGCGGAGGAAAGGUGUGGCUGUAAACCCCGCGGCGGUGGCGUCCCUUGCGCAGUGAGCGGUGACGCUCGCACACGGAGGAGUCCGCACCACGAGGAUCUCGCUCGCACGCACACUCGCGCCUAACAAUCGCCACUGUUGACAAAAAAAAGUGUUGUUUUAACGUGCCUGCGAUUGGUGGAAUCGGAUGCUGGAGUGUCGUGCUUUGUGGGGAUGUGUAAUGAGCAAGAUGAUGAUUGGUAAACAAAGUCAACCCCCA